Messenger RNA from Orcinus orca (killer whale), 1842 nucleotides. It is a transcript of the gene CEP57L1, whose product is annotated as centrosomal protein 57 like 1. The record is from RefSeq and is a predicted model, not a curated record. Bases 196 to 1458 code for a protein of 420 amino acids. NCBI's taxonomy places the organism in Eukaryota, Metazoa, Chordata, Mammalia, Artiodactyla, Delphinidae. Gene Ontology annotation, molecular function: gamma-tubulin binding; microtubule binding; identical protein binding. The transcript is spliced from 11 exons. Gene Ontology annotation, cellular component: centrosome.
AAGUAUAGUUUUGGUGCCCUCGGCGCGUUCUGUUUGCGACAGAAACUACCGCCCCCGUGAGCCACUGCGACGUAGCCUGUGGCGGCCUGCGAGCCAAGGGUUAGCGUUGACGGAGAUUGACUGAGAGCGUCGGUUUGGAAAGAAUGAUGCUAUACUGUGCUAUUCCUUUACUGGCACAGUACAGAAGUACAGAUAAUGGAUUCUGAAUUAAUGCACAGUAUAGUAGGAAGCUAUCGUAAACCUCCAGAAAGAGUGUUUGUUCCAUCAAUCGCCCAGAGCGUUGAAUCAUCUCAGACUCACUAUUCUGUGAACUUAGAAGUUACCUCUCCUAAAAUGCUUCGUAGUCCAAAUAGCCAAGCUCUUAUUUUAGCCUUAAAAACUCUUCAGGAAAAGAUUCAUCGUUUAGAGUUAGAGAGAACACAAGCUGAAGAUAACCUGAACAUUCUUUCCAGAGAAGCGGCACAGUAUAAAAAGGCCUUGGAGGAUGAAACAAAGGAAAGAAAUCUGGCACAUGAGGAACUAAUAAAGCAGAAAAAAGAUAUAAGUAUGCAGUUAAGCUCAGCCCAGUCUCACUGUACCCUUCUAGAGAAACAACUAGAAUAUACAAAGAGAAUGGUUCUCAAUGUAGAGCGAGAGAAGAAUAUGAUCCUAGAACAACAGGCCCAGCUUCAAAGGGAAAAAGAACAGGAUCAUAUGAAGCUGCAAGCAAAACUUGAAAAGCUUGAUGUCUUAGAAAAAGAAUGUUUUAAACUUACAACAACUCAGAAAACUGCUGAGGGCAAGAUUAAACAUUUAGAGGAAAAACUAAAGGAAGAAGAACAUCAGCGUAAGCUCUUUCAAGACAAAGCUUCUCAGCUUCAAACUGAACUUGAAAUCAGUAGAAUUUUGAUGUCUUCAGUAUCAAAUCCAAAGCGCUCCAAGGAAAAGAAGAAAUCUUCAAAGAAAACUAAAUGUUUAAAGAGAGGACCACCUCAGCAAAUUUAUUCAAAGUUUGGAUCACUGCCUAUUGUGGCUGAGAAGUCUGCCAGUGCAGGCCAUUCCAGGAAUGCAAGUACCCCAAACCUGCAGACAAUGCAACAUUACAGGCCACAUAUCCUUCAGAAACUGGCUGAAGUUUCUGAACCUAGAUGUCUCUACAAGCCUUCUAAAUCAACUUCUCAAUGUGAAGCUGUACCUUCUGACUCAGAAAAGUCCAUUUCCGUUUGUAACAAUUUGUCUGAACUUUUGAUGGCAAUGCAAGAUGAGCUGGACCAAAUGACUAUGGAGUACCAAGACCUUCUGAAUCAAAUGAAAGAAACUGAAAGCCAAUCAGUCUGUGAAAACAUAGAAUGUGAACUAGAACAUUUAGUCAAGAAAAUGGAAAUUAAAGGAGAACAAAUUUCUAAAUUAAUGAAGCAUCAAGACAAUGUGUCUAGUGCAUAUAUAAACCUGGCUUCUGAAGCAGUACCCCAACGCUAAGACUGCUAUUUCCAGUUUCCCAGAACAAGCUAUGCUGUGUUCCAUUCGCUGGGGACCUGUGCUCAGCUAGCUCUAGAGGGGUGAUGAGGGGGACUCUAUCCUUGUGUGUAAAUUCUUAACAGCUAAGAAUGGCAUAACAGUUUUAAUAUUUUAAUGAAAAAAUCAUGGAAUAUUAUAUUUUAUCCUAAGACAAUGACUCCAUUCUUAGUACGAUUAUGCUACUGGAACAGAAAGCAGAGAAAAUCUUUCCAGGAACCCUCAGGUCAUAUCAUGUAGCUAUCUGCCUAUGGAAUAAUCAGCAUUCAUAUAAGUUGGUGAUAUAUUAACCUCACAAUUAAGCCUUCCCCACUUUUAUAGGAAAGUAAUAAAGAAUGCAGAAUUUUA